Lasiodiplodia theobromae is the source of this 4638-nucleotide messenger RNA. Its product is annotated as Glycogen debranching enzyme. The coding region runs from base 1 to 4638 and encodes 1545 amino acids. Gene Ontology annotation, biological process: glycogen catabolic process. The record is from RefSeq and is a predicted model, not a curated record. The transcript is spliced from 3 exons. Gene Ontology annotation, molecular function: amylo-alpha-1,6-glucosidase activity; 4-alpha-glucanotransferase activity. Lineage: Eukaryota; Fungi; Ascomycota; Dothideomycetes; Botryosphaeriales; Botryosphaeriaceae.
AUGGCUAGCACCGUCUAUCUGCUGCCGCUCACGGACGGCGGCGCCCCUGACGUGCCCGGCACCUACAUCUACCUGCCACCUCCCACCGACCCGGCAUACAUCAUCCGCUUUGCCAUUGAAGGCGCGAGCUCGAUAUGCCGCGAAGGCAGCCUCUGGGUUAACAUCCCCGCCGAGGGCGAGGAGUUCCAGCGGGAUCGCUUCCGCGAGUUCAAGCUCCGCCCCGACUUCAACGGCACCAUUGAGAUCGACUGCCCCAUCCACAAGGCUGGCGCCUUCGCCUUCUACUCCACCUUCACUCCCCUGCCUGACUUUUCGCCCUAUCCGGUCACCGCGCCGAAGCCGACAAAGACACCUACCUACUACAUCGAUGUCUGCCCCAAGCUUACGCUCAACGACCGGCUGAUAAAUCUCGACUCGCUGUCGAUCUUUUCCGUCAUCUCCAAGUUCAUGGGUAAGUAUCCCGAGGACUGGGACAAGCACCUCCGUGGCAUCAGCCAGAGAGGCUACAACAUGAUCCACUUCACGCCCUUGAUGAUGAGGGGAAACUCGAAUUCCCCGUACAGCAUCUACGACCAACAUCAUUUCGACAAAGCCCUUUUCCCGAACGGAGAAGCGGACAUUGCCGAAUUGGUCAGCAAGAUGGAGCAUGAGUACAACCUCUUUGCACUGACCGACGUUGUCUGGAAUCACACGGCCAACAACAGCAAGUGGCUCGAGGAGCACCCCGAGGCCGGCUACAACUGCGAGACUGCGCCUCAUCUUCGGUCGGCCCUCGAGCUCGAUGACGCUUUGCUCGACUUUGGUUCCAAGCUUGUCGAGAAAGGCCUCCCGAACGAUCUGAAGAGCGUCGAUGAUUUGAAAAAGGUCAUGGAUGCCGUCAAGUCCGAUGUCAUUGACCCUCUCAAGCUCUGGCAAUUCUACGUCGUCGACGUCGCGAGAGACACCAAGGAGAUCGUCAAGGCCUGGACCGAGGGCGAAAUCACAUUCCCAGAGGGCGGCUUCGGCAAGCUCGGUGUCGGCGGUCUCGAGGAGGUUAAGAACUGGUCCCUGAAGCAGAAAGCUGAUUGGCUGAUCCAACACGCGCUUUCUGGGGGGGACAGGCUCGGUGCGCGGUUUGAACGAAAGGUCGACGCGCGCACCGGUGCUGCGCUCCUGGCAGCCUUGUUCGGCCGCUACGACAGCAAAAACCACAGCACCCCGGACGAACGUGCUGCGCAGGGUACAAUUAACAAGUUCCUGGACGAGAUGAACCUGCAGUUUUACCGGGAGUUCGACGGUGAUGUCGCAACCAUCAUGGAACAGCUGCACAACCGCAUCAAGUACGUCCGUCUCGACGACCAUGGCCCCAAGCUCGGCCCCAUCACGGAGCGGAGCCCCUUGAUCGAAUCGUACUUCACAAGGCUCCCCAAAAACGAGACGACCAAGCAGCACAGCCCAGAUGCCCUCGCGCUUGUCAACAACGGCUGGAUCUGGGCUGCCGAUGCCAUGAAGGACAACGCUGGUCCGCAAUCUCGCGCCUACCUCCGCAGAGAGGUCAUCGUUUGGGGCGACUGCGUCAAGCUGCGAUACGGCAGUGGCCCGCAGGACAACCCGUUCCUUUGGGACUUUAUCGCCAAGUACACUCGCCUCAUGGCGAAGUACUUCGUUGGUUUCCGCAUCGACAACUGCCACUCGACUCCCAUCCACGUGGCCGAGUACAUGCUUGACGAGGCACGCAAAGUCCGCCCCGACCUGGUCGUCGGCGCUGAGCUUUUCACCGGCUCCGAAGACAUGGACUUCGUCUUCUGCAAGCGCCUUGGAAUCAGUUUCCUCAUCCGGGAAGCUAUGCAGGCAUGGAGCACGCAAGAACUCAGUCGUCUUGUGCACCGCCACGCCGGCAUCCCGAUUGGAAGUUUCGAGCUCGACGAAGUCAGCAACGCAGACGCCUCUGCCCAGACGAAUGGCGCCGCCACUCGCGAAGUGAUCCGAAGAAUCAGACAGAGCCCAGUCCACGCUCUCUUCAUGGAUUGCACACACGACAAUGAGGUUCCAGCCCAGAAGCGCGAUGCUCGCGACACGCUUCCCAACGCCGCCCUCGUGGCCAUGUGCGCCUGUGCAACCGGCAGCGUCAUGGGAUACGACGAAAUCUAUCCUCAGCUCAUCGAGCUUGUCCACGAGACCCGAUCGUACUCAUCGCCUUACUCAACUUCAGGCGAGCUCAAGGUCCAAGCCGACGAGGGUGGCAUCGGCAACAUCAAGAAGCUCCUGAACCAGAUUCAUGUCCUCAUGGGCCAGGAAAACUACGACGAGACGUUCAUCCACCACGACCGAGAGUACAUCACGGUCCAUCGCGUGCAUCCCAAGACCCGGAAAGGAUAUUUCCUGAUUGCGCACACUGCCUUCCCAGGCUACGGAGGCGGCAACGGCGGCUUCCCGCCAGUCCAACUCCCAGGAACGCAAGCAAACCUCAUUGGAAGCUGGUUCCUCGAGGUUGAGGAUAGCCAAGAUGUCAAGGCUCGGGUCAUGGGGGACAAGAAGAGCCUUCGUGGACUUCCCAGCCGGACUAAGAAUCUCCAGGGUGUCAAGAUUGAAUGGUCAGACGCGGAGACGAAGAUUACGAUUCCAGACUUUUUCCCCCCCGGAAGCAUCGCCCUGUUUGAGACGUCGGUCCCAAGUUGCGAGCAUUCCGACGGCCUCGAUGUGUUCGUCACCAGCGGCGCCAAAGACGCUUUCAAGGAGUGCAGUCUUCUCGACCUUAACCACAUCCUCUACCGCUGCGAUCCCGAAGAACGCGACUACAGCGGUGGCAACGACGGCACUUACACGAUUCCCGGACACGGAACCCUUGUCUACGCCGGCCUGCAAGGAUGGUGGAGUGUCCUCCGCGACGUGAUCCGCUACAACCAGCUGGGCCACCCUAUCUGCGACCAUCUGAGACAGGGCCAGUGGGCGCUGGACUAUUGUGUCGGCCGUCUUGAGCGUCUCGCAAAGUUGCCGGAGUACUCGAAGCUCCAGGGCCCGGCCGCUUGGCUGAAGGAGCGAUUCGAUGCGAUUCGCAAGAUACCCAGCUUUAUGCUGCCCCGAUACUUUGCCAUGACUAUUCAAACAGCGUACAACGCGGCGGUCGACCGGUCGAUUGAGCUCUUGAACGACAACGUCCGCAACGGCCAGAAAUUCCUGCAAAGCCUGUCGCUGGUCAGCAUCCAGGUCACCGGACACAUGAAUAACGCUUCGCUGUGGCCCGAAAAGAGCGUGCCGAGCAUGGCUGCCGGCCUCCCGCACUUCGCUUCCGACUGGGCUAGGUGCUGGGGCAGAGAUAUCUUCAUCUCUCUCCGUGGGCUGUACCUGGGCACCGGACGCUACGCCGACGCCAAGGAACACAUUUUGGCAUUUGCGAGCGUCGUCAAGCACGGGAUGAUCCCCAACUUGCUCAGCAGCGGGAAGCUUCCGCGCUACAACUCUCGCGACUCGGUUUGGUUCUUCCUGCAAAACAUACAGGACUACACGAAGAUUGUGCCCGAUGGCCGCAACCUUCUCCAGGAGAGCGUGAAGAGGAGAUUUCUGCCGUACGACGAUACUUGGUUCCCCCACGACGACGCCAAGGCCUACUCUCAAUCUUCGACGAUCGAGGAUGUGAUUCAGGAGUGCUUGCAGAGGCAUGCUUCGGGCAUGUCGUUCCGCGAGUACAACGCCGGGCCGGAUCUGGAUCGCCAGAUGAAGCCGGAAGGAUUCAACAUCGAGAUCCACCCCGACUGGAAGACCGGUCUCAUCUUUGGCGGAAAUCAAUGGAACUGCGGCACGUGGAUGGACAAGAUGGGCGAGAGCGAAAAGGCUGGCAACAAGGGCUACCCCGGAACGCCGCGUGAUGGAGCGGCCAUUGAGAUUACGGGUAUGCUGUACAGCACUCUGAAGUGGGUGAAGGAACUCCACGAGGAAGGCAAGUACAAGUACGACGGUGUGGACAUUGAAGGUGGGCGGAUCAGCUUCGGCGAUUGGGCGGCCAAAAUCAAGGAGCAUUUCGAAUGGGCCUACUACGUUCCUCGGGAGGCGUCGGAAGACAAGGAUUACGAUGUGAACCCUAGCAUCGUCAACCGUCGCGGCAUCUACAAGGAUCUGUACAAGUCGGGCAAAGAGUACGAGGACUACCAGCUGCGGCCGAACUUCCCGAUUGCCAUGACGGUGGCGCCGGACCUGUUCGACCCGGAGAAGGCUCUGUACGCGCUGCACCUGGCGGACACGGCGCUGCGUGGGCCUACCGGAAUGGCGACGCUGGACCCGUCGGAUCUCAACUACCGGCCCAACUACAUCAACAGCGAUGACUCGACGGACUUCCACACGGCAAAGGGCCGCAACUACCACCAAGGACCGGAGUGGCUGUGGCCGACUGGAUUCUUCCUGCGCGCGUUCUUGAAAUUCGACCUGAUGCGCCGCAAGACGCCGGAGGAGCGGGUGGAGACGUUCCAGCAGAUCACGCGUCGCCUGCGCGGAUGCAUGGAUGCCAUCAAGGAGAGCCCGUGGGCCGGACUCACGGAGCUUACUAACAAGGACGGGUCGUUCUGCGGAGAUUCGUCACCCACUCAGUCAUGGUCUGCCAGCUGUCUCAUCGACCUGUACCAGGACGCGAAGGAGUUUGGAGAGGAGUUUGCAAAGUCGGAGUGA